This is a messenger RNA of Lindgomyces ingoldianus, 1989 nucleotides long. RefSeq lists its product as uncharacterized. The transcript has 3 exons. The coding region runs from base 361 to 1989 and encodes 542 amino acids. NCBI's taxonomy places the organism in Eukaryota, Fungi, Ascomycota, Dothideomycetes, Pleosporales, Lindgomycetaceae. The record is from RefSeq and is a predicted model, not a curated record.
UGAAGUAGUUGGCUACCUUUACCAGCAGACUUUAACUAUAUUAAGCCUCCGUCCACCUCCAUCACUCCCCCUUCUUCCUCUCCUCUUCCCUCUCCACCGUAUCCUCUCUUCUUGUCUGACUUUACUCCAGGCCUGCCUUCCUUCUUCCAAGAAGACCUAAGCUACACCUUCACGUCGGCGUUCCUUAUCCACAGGAAACAGGCUUCCUUCCAGGCAUCCCGGAUACCCGUGUAGGUGAACAAACAUCUUUACUGGGUGCAGUCAUCCUUCACAUUACCAUCUAUUGGCCACCGGUUCUUCUACUAUUACUCUCAUUGCACCCCACCGAGAAAUCUGUUCUUGAUCAUCAUUAUCUUCACUAUGGACACCUCCCACCUUAACCGAUCUCAAAUUCGCGCCCAGCAUAUCUCGGAGGACCUCCAGAAUUUCCACGUAGACCACUUGAAUACCUUUAUCGAAGGAGUAUCUGAUCCUGAACCUCCAAAAUAUCAAUACGUCAAGGGAGAAAUCCAACCACCUCUUGCUGAAGUCUCAAUCAAGGAAGAGGGAAUGAUAUAUGAUUUCGGCAAUGUUUUCUUUGAGAAAGAUCACACGAUCCGCCGUGUCAAGGCUAAUGUGGAGAAUGGUAAAGCCCACAUACAGCAGUCCGAGCAAUUGCCAAGAGACGACAAUAACUCCUUGACCAUUCCAGUUGCCCAAUUCGUGGUGAGCAACCUCUAUAAGGUAUGGAAAGCGAAACAUCAGGAGAUUGCGAUGCGGAAAGACAACAUCAACGCUGUGCGCGCCUACGCCCAUAGUCUGCUCAAGCAACCGGUACCUUCGAACCUGUACUCAGAAUAUGGAGAUUUCGAUGAUCAUGGAACGAACGGUCUAAGUGGUCGCAAACGGAAGGAUGGCGAGCCUAUUCCCCGACAUCCAUCCAACAAACGCAUGAAAGUCAGUCUUGAUUUAAUCCCCGCUUCGGCAAAGAGUGAGAUCUUCGACCGGAUUCCUAAAGAUUUCAAGACUCAGUUCUUUAAUAUUAUAGUGAAAACGGCGUUCCCUAACUUCGAGGAUGUAAUGAUGGCGGCCUGGAAUGCUGUGUCGGUGUACGAGCACAUUGGCACCAACUUUCCCGACCUUCACAAGGCGAUGACCGAACUGAAGUCCGUCUUCCACGAAUUUGAAAAGAGCUACGGGAAAACGGCAUUCAAGACUGAGUCCCAGCAGAAUAAGACACUGGCGCAGAACGGGUCUGCUGUCAAUGGGAGCAAGGAGGCGUCUGAGUCGCGUUCGAAUGGGUCUACAUCGGAGGAACAUCGCCGACUUUUCGUGUCAGAGGAGCCCAGUGGACAUCAGGAGAGAUCGUGUAAGGAUGCUGAAAACGCUAAACAGGGAUUGGAUUUCCAGGGGCAGCCUCAGGAAACUUCCAAAUCAAACGUUUCUCGCGAAAGAAACCAGAUUCCUCAAAGUGUUCUCGAUACCGUUCGGUCUGCAAUCACUCAGCACCACGAAGCCAACAAGAAUGUCGAGGCAGCCGCUGAGAAAAGCCUGUCUAAAUCACCACAUAGUCUCUUCAAGCCAGAUGGCCCUCGUCUUCCCGGUAUGGAUCCUCGUGACACCCUCUCCAACGGUCGAUAUCCGGUGUCGGUAGAACGCAAAGCGAACAAGAGCCAGGAUGUGACAACUCGUAGUCAUGGGCUAGCUAUAACCUUCGGUGAUACUAUUCUACCAAACACACCAGUAGCACCGACAGCACCUCGACGUGGCCAGGAGAAGGACAGUACUUAUGGACAGCAGCGUAAUGCUCGGGCUCAAGCAGGCCCGUCACAGUUAGGCGUCCUGCCCCUGACCUCGCACAAGAAGAAUACGGAAAACAGUGGCGGAUCAGGGAACCUAGCCUCCUUGAGCCGGAUCGUAAAUGGAAAUGGCACGGGAGUAGCACCGACAGCACCCAUGUCUCACACUUCAAAGGAUGGGCACAAUGGCGGAACGAUGAGGCAGGGUUAG